GUGAGUUGUUCCUUCCACAUUGGGGCUCGGGGCGCCAUGGCGGAAUCAAAGGAUCCGCGCAAGUCAGCAGAGAAGUAUCUAGAGGAGAAGAACAUCAGAAGCUUGAUCAGACAUCUCAGUACAAAGAUUUUGUUUGUAAAGCCGGAGGACCCGCGCGCGUUUCUAGUCGAAGAGCUGAAAAGAAUCCACGAAUGCCAGCAGCAGCAAGUCCCGGUCCCGUCAUUCUUUGAGGAGAAGGACUUGAUAGCGAUGUUCGGGAUGUUUGACCUGACGGGGAGCGGGAAGAUAACGCAUGUACAACUAGAGAAAGCGAUGCAGAACCUGGGCAUCAAGGACUUCACUUCGACAUCGACUGAGAAGGUCGAUCUUCAGAUGUUUGUUGCCAUAGCAAAGGAGGAGCUGGACAAGGUAGCGCUGCGUAUGCCGCCGAUAACGCAGUGAGAGGGCGGGAGGAGGGAGCUGAUGGGACGAAUGACAUGUAAAGACCACCGAACGUUUGAAAACAAGGGAAGAACAACGAGC
Guillardia theta CCMP2712 is the source of this 522-nucleotide messenger RNA. RefSeq lists its product as hypothetical. The record is from RefSeq and is a predicted model, not a curated record. The transcript has 5 exons. The coding region runs from base 37 to 441 and encodes 134 amino acids. Lineage: Eukaryota; Cryptophyceae; Pyrenomonadales; Geminigeraceae. Gene Ontology annotation, molecular function: calcium ion binding.